AUGCACGGAGAUAUCACCAAGGCGAACAUUCUCUUCUGCAAUGGUGAAGCCAAAAUCUCUGAUUUUGGACUUGCCCGUACAAUUGGGGCAAAGAAUGAUGAGGUUUACAUGAAGGCGUUCCAACCUUAUAGAGCACCUGAGAGGAAGACUGCUGAUGCAGAUGUCAAGGCUGAUAUAUACAGCUUGGGAACCCUUUUAUUCGAGAUGCUACAGCCCUUUACAACAGAUAGCCACAGAGGUGUUGUUCUUACUGCCUUGAGGGAUACGAAAAUCUUUCCGAAAGGCUGGACUGAUAACCCAGUAAGGACAUGGGUGCUGGGAAUGAUAAAUAAUGCCCCAUCAGAAAGACCCUCAGCAUCAGAUCUUCUGCACCACAAAAAUUGUGUUGGCAGGGUGUGAAAUGAUCUGGUUAAAUGCUGCAUCUCCUAUUACCAUCUUAGCAUCAGUGAAUGCAACAAAAUAUGAGGUGCUCAUGCUGCCUUGAUCGUUCACUAUGUUAUGUACAUAAUCCUGUUUCUGUUCCCAAACUGCUAUCGGCGACUACGUGGUUCCCAUAUCUGAGAUUGCAUGGCCUCCUCCUGCCAUUCUCAGCUCAAAACUUUAAGAAAAAAUAACAGACAGAAGAAAGUUAAAUGAUUGCAGAUUACCUUUUUGCAAAGUAGUGAAAAUCUAAGUCUUAGAUCGAACACACCCUAAAAUUUCAGGUCAAUUUUCAGGGAAAAUUCAUUUUUCCAAUCUUUAUGCCAAGAACUAGGGAAAAAUCUUUUGCUGUUUUGACUUCAUAGUUUCUUUAACUUAGAUUGGGGGCAAAAUAAUUGCCUGUUAACUAAUCCUAAAUAUAAUGCCCGAGCAUGCAAUCACUAACAACUGGACAAACAUACAACCAGACUUUUUCAUGAUUAAGUUAUAAGCACUCCUUAAAAUCAUCAUUUACUUAUGCAAUAGAAUUACUUGUGUAUAAAUGAAUGGCAAAGCAGAAAUUUGUAAUCUCCCUCUGAUAACUCAAUCUUUACCUUAUACAGCUACCUAACUCCCUUAUACAACUUAAUCACUUCUGCAAAACCACAAUCAUAAAUAGAUACCAACAUAUAAGAUCCAUUUUUGGUCUAUAAUCUUUAUGCUAUUCCCCCAUUUAAUCAAAUCCAAAAAACAAAGGCAGUGUUGCAGUACCAGGCCACUAGUUAAAGUUGUGCCAACAAUAGGAGUUGACCAGCACUUGGGGGGCUCUUUAGAAAUCGAAGUGCCAGAUGCAAAUUUGCUUUUGUAAAGGGAAAAGAAAAGAAGAAGAAAGAAACUGCUUCAAAUUGGAGAUUUAGUUGAAAAGGGUUCACUAUCCAAUCUUUUGAUGAGCGACUGUAUAAGCACACUUGUAUAUCCAGUGUGACAAUUAGAAACAAAAAAUGUAUAGGAAAACGGCAUUCUAUGUUUUAGUGACUUCCGUGUGCAGUGCAAGUAGAAAACCUAUUUUGAUAAUGUCACUCGUGUCUACAGCAACGUUCAAAAUCUAAACCAAUUAGUUGCAUGUAAAGCCAUGAUGAGAUCCAGCUGCAAGGCAAAUGAAGCUUCACAACAGAAACAUCUGACAUAGACAAGCAGGACCAGUAGAAUACAAUUCAAUUUCUGAACGGGUGAAAUUCUCAAAAACGAUGAAUGUACAUAUCAUAUUAAAUUACAUACAGAAUGUGUGUGUGUGUGUGUGUGUGUAUCAUAUACUGGCAUCAAUAUAAUUAGUUAGCAUACUAUUUGGUUCUCACUUCAUCACCUGGAAAUGCCACAACAAUGGUCCAAUGUUUUAAGCUUAAGCAAUAGAUAAAUACAUAGAAUUAAAAAGGCCCAACUGAAAACUGUAUGUCCAGACUCCCGACAUUGAUUCCCAAGGUUUGGAAAAAAAAAAAAAAAAACAACGACAACAACAAA
Rosa chinensis is the source of this 1917-nucleotide messenger RNA. Its product is annotated as eIF-2-alpha kinase GCN2-like. The coding region runs from base 1 to 399 and encodes 132 amino acids. Gene Ontology annotation, cellular component: cytosol. NCBI's taxonomy places the organism in Eukaryota, Viridiplantae, Streptophyta, Magnoliopsida, Rosales, Rosaceae. The record is from RefSeq and is a predicted model, not a curated record. The transcript has 3 exons. Gene Ontology annotation, biological process: protein phosphorylation. Gene Ontology annotation, molecular function: eukaryotic translation initiation factor 2alpha kinase activity; ATP binding.